AUGAAAUUCAUUACUUUCGCCAUUGCUUUCAUCGGUGCAGCAUCCGCUGGUUACAUUGCUCCAGCUGCUCCACUUUUGGGAGGAUAUGCUGCUCCUGCAUUUGCUACUGGUGCUCCACUUGCCUAUUCAGCUCCAGCAAUUGCUACCGCUCCAGCCCUUGCUGCUGCUCCAGCUUUCGCCGCUGCUCCAGCCCUUGCUGCCGCUCCAGUCCUUGCCGCCGCUCCAGCCUUGGCCUACUCCACUCCAGUCGCCUUCGCUGCCCCAGCCUAUGCAGGUUACGGAUUCGCCGCUGCACCACUUGCCCUCUUGAAGAAGAAGGCAGCUGCCUAA
Hermetia illucens (black soldier fly) is the source of this 330-nucleotide messenger RNA. Its product is annotated as cuticle protein 21.3-like. The transcript has a single exon. Bases 1 to 330 code for a protein of 109 amino acids. NCBI's taxonomy places the organism in Eukaryota, Metazoa, Arthropoda, Insecta, Diptera, Stratiomyidae. The record is from RefSeq and is a predicted model, not a curated record.